Messenger RNA from Colletotrichum scovillei, 1569 nucleotides. Its product is annotated as thyroid receptor-interacting protein 13. Lineage: Eukaryota; Fungi; Ascomycota; Sordariomycetes; Glomerellales; Glomerellaceae. Bases 146 to 877 code for a protein of 243 amino acids. The record is from RefSeq and is a predicted model, not a curated record. The transcript is spliced from 5 exons.
GUCCCGUCCAGACUCCAGACUUCCAGCCCACCGCUGUCCCGCAUCCCCUCCCGAGUCGCUCUUUCCCGACGCUGUGGAAUUGGGAUCAGCUCUUACCUUCCCCAUCCAAUUGGACUGCACCUUCCUCCAAACCGACCUGCAUUGGAUGCACCUGCCUCCACGGCUUUUGUCGGCCCACAACCGGUACCAAGUACAUCGAGAAAAAGAGGAAGCAAGGAGAAAAAAAAAAAAAAGAGGGAAACCACUUCCCCGGUCGUUCCACUCCUCCCGGAUUCGCCAAUCGACCACGAAAAUUUCGGCAAUUUCCAAUCUUUUCUGCCCCAUUUCACGAACCCCUCCAUGCCCCUCUCUCCUCCACAGACUGCCCGCCGACAUCGACGACGAUCUCCGAGAGCAAUUGAGAGCAAGGGACAUGCUCGAUACACUCAAGAUGAGCGAGACCCAAUUAACCUUUGGUCGGACUGACGACUACAUCUUCAUCUCCAAGCCCAAGAAGGGCAUCGCUUAUGUUGAGGCCCGUUUUAAGGAUGGCAAAGGUCUUGCGCAGACAGACAAGGGAUGUCAACUGCUUCUCUCGAAACUUGAGAGAGAAUGGAGCGCACCCAAACUCAAGGACGACACUGUCAUCUCACUUGAGGCAGACCUCUUGAAGGAGCCAGUUUUCCACAAGGAGAUUCCAAGCGACAUGUUCCACUCUCUUCGUGUGGUUGAGUUCCAAGGCCUGGAUCCAUCUACUCGUGUCGUCUCUAUCCGCGACGUUGCCAUCAAAGUCAACCUCUACGGGUGCACUCCAGAGUCACCCUCCGAGUCGGAUGAUGAGUUGGUGGACAUUCUUGCAAGCGCCACUAAAGUCGAUGGCAUCUGGGAACUAUGCUGAAUCUGAUCGCUUGCUAGCUUGGUCACUGAUUAAGCUACUUCAUCUCAAAUCAGCGAAAGGGACGGAACUACCGUAGCCGUUCCCCAUGAACUGGGACCCGGCACUUUAGUUGAUCUCUCCCGACGUCAUCCCAUACCGCCGUGCUGCUCACUGGGGGACCUCCGAGGUCCGGAAGAUUGCUCGGCCGAGAACGCCGAACACCCCAUCACCAGCUACCAUCGUGGGCGAUGUUGAGAGCAUCGACUGUUAUCGCGAACCCGAUGAUGUCGAGCCAGGAGUGUGCAUGACCUAAUUAUGUGCAUCACAAAGGCUCAUUCUAGCAGCCUUAAGAACUUAAGGGCGCGACACAACGCCUCGGCCAAAGCCACACACAGCAUGAUCGACAGGCUCGACGACUAUCUCUACGAUUGACCAUACGUCGUAUCGACGAACUACGGCAGGACGUGUCGGAACAUGCAAUGGAACUCCGAUGCAUGGAGUUGCAAAGGUCGACGGACGAUGAGUCUGAGCAACAUCGGCUCCUCGUCAGCUUGAACGACAUGCAGCUCUCGCACAUGAUAUCAUUAUCGAGAUAGACAGAAUCGAGGACUUGGGUUCCUGCGUGCCCUGUCACGGUUGUUGCUACCAGUGUCGAGAGAGAUGGAUGCUCCGGGCGAGGUUGACGCAGAGGUCCGUCAGCUUCGGCGCACCAU